AUGAGUGCUCGAUCUUCAUAUUCUUGUUUCUCUUGUUUUCACUUUUUCUUACUUGUUGUUUUGGCCUUGUUUCGUUUAUGCUCAUCUAAUCAAAACUCUCAAUGCAAUGACGUUGAGAGACAAGCACUUCUCCAGUUCAAGCAUGGCCUUACUGAUGAAUCACAACGACUCGCUUCGUGGGUUGCUGAGAACAAGGACUGUUGUACAUGGGCUGGGAUAGCUUGUGAAAAUUCGACAGGUCAUGUUCAUGGUAUUCAUCUUCGUGGACUUGAUGGUCAUUGUGGAUACCAAGAUUAUGACCUGACAGGAUACGAAGAACCCUCGAAGCAGAAAUUAAAAGGGGCUAUAAGUCGAUCUUUGUUGGAUCUAAAGCAACUCAAGCAUCUGGAUUUGAGUUGCAAUGAUUUUGGAUACAUCCAAGUUCCUAAAUUCAUUGGUUCUUUUCAAAACUUAAGGUACCUGAACCUUUCACGUUCCAAUUUUGGCGGAAGUAUCCCUCCACAACUAGGGAAUCUCUCAGAAUUACAUGUUCUGUGUCUUGGAAGUUUUCAUGACGAUCCAUUUGAAAGAACGAGCAUGGCAAAUAUGAAGUGGUUAUCAAGUCUUGGUAUGUUGCAUCACAUGGAUAUGAGUGGCGUGGACCUUAGCAAAGCAACCAAUUGGCUCCAGGUGAUUAACACCCUUCCCUCUUUGGUUCAACUACAUUUGUCUGGAUGUGAACUCUCAAAUCUACACAUGUAUGUUCCUAGUGUCAAUCUCACAUCCCUUUCUGUUCUUGAUCUUUCUCAAAACUAUUUUAGCAGUGCAGUAUCACAAUGGAUAUUCAGUGUAACUAGUCUAGUUUCAUUGGAUUUAAGUUGGUGUAAUUUUCAUGGUCCUAUUCCUAGCUUCCGCAAUCUGACUUCUCUUGAGUUGCUUCAUGUUGCCGAGACUAAGUUCAUGAAUUCUUCCUCAAUAUUUCAAGAGUUGUCUGGUACUAAUCUCGUCUCGUUAGAUAUUGAGAGUUGUGGUAUUUCAAGUUCACUUCUAGAUUCCCUUCAAAAUCUAACAAAUCUUAUUAGCCUCGACUUGUCUCAAAAUCAACUCACUAAGAGAAUACCUAAAUCAUUGGGUAACUUUUGUAAUUUGAGAGAGAUUGAUUUGUCUCGUAACAAUAUUGUUAAUAUUAGUCUGACAUAUUUUCUUGAAAGUUUUUUCGAGUGCAAAUCACCUGCCUUGGAGUCAUUAUCCUUGAUCAGGAACCAUAUAACUGGUAUAAUUCCUCAUUCCAUAGGAAACUUGUCAUUUCUCAGAACAUUAGAUCUUAGUGAUAAUCAAAUUUCUGGUCCCAUUCCAUACUCAAUUGGACGAUUAUUAUCUUUGGAAGGGUUGGAUUUCAGUUAUAACCAAAUAAAUGGAAGCUUUCCCGACUCGAUUGGACAAUUAUCAUCAUUGGAGAUUUUGGAUGCUUCGUUUAACAAACUAGAUGGCAACCUUCCCGACUCAAUUGGACAAUUAUCAUCGUUGGUGGAGUUGAGUAUUAGUAAUAAUCGACUGGAUGGCAGCCUUCCGGACUCAAUUGGACAAUUAUUCUUCAUUGGAGAAGUUGAGUAUUAG
This is a messenger RNA of Helianthus annuus (common sunflower), 1596 nucleotides long. Its product is annotated as receptor-like protein EIX1. The record is from RefSeq and is a predicted model, not a curated record. The coding region runs from base 1 to 1596 and encodes 531 amino acids. Lineage: Eukaryota; Viridiplantae; Streptophyta; Magnoliopsida; Asterales; Asteraceae. Gene Ontology annotation, molecular function: protein binding. The transcript has a single exon.